Molecule: messenger RNA, 1728 nt
Organism: Penicillium pulvis
Lineage: Eukaryota; Fungi; Ascomycota; Eurotiomycetes; Eurotiales; Aspergillaceae
Exons: 9
Coding region: 1-1728 (575 amino acids)
Biological process (GO): carbohydrate transport; transmembrane transport
Cellular component (GO): membrane
Molecular function (GO): carbohydrate:proton symporter activity
Source: RefSeq, a predicted model, not a curated record
AUGGAGAGUAAAACGGGCCCAGUGGAAGCCCUAAAGGCUGUGCCUCCAACGUAUAACCUGUCGGAGAAGCGAGCUGCAAUUGCCGGCCCUUCGGGGUUCAAGGGUCUCAUUGGCAACAAGAAGACCUUUUCUAUUGGCUUGUUUGCUUCUCUUGGAGGCCUUGUCUAUGGAUACAACCAGGGAAUGUUCGCUCAGGUCUUGACCAUGACAUCUUUUAUCAACAAGACUCAAGGAUAUGCUGCCACAACCGGUACUGGACAAGGUCUCUUGACAUCUGUUCUAGAAUUGGGUGCUUGGGUCGGCACCCUAUUCAACGGCUACCUUGCAGAUGCGGCCGGUCGUCGCGCCACAGUGUGCAUCGCUGUCGCAGUCUUCUGCGUGGGCGUAAUUGUACAAGCUUGCGUUGAGAACAAGAACUACAUUUUCGCUGGCCGUUUCGUGACCGGUUUGGGAAUUGGUAGCUUGAGUAUGGUUGUACCGCUUUACAACGCUGAACUGGCUCCACCCGAGAUCCGUGGCUCACUUGUCGCCAUCCAACAAUUAUCCAUCACAUUCGGAAUCAUGGUCAGCUUCUGGCUCGGUUACGGUACCAACUUCAUUGGCGGCACUGGCGAGGGACAAUCUGAUGCUGCCUACCUAAUUCCCAUCUGCAUCCAAAUCCUACCCGCUUUGGUUCUGGCAGCUGGAAUGCUCCUGUUCAUGCCACAGUCUCCACGUCACUUGAUGAACAAAGGUCGUGAGGAUGAGUGCCUGACCACCUUGGCUCGUCUCCGCGGUUGUUCGCAGGAUGAUAUCACGGUCCGAGUAGAGUUCUUGGAAAUUAAAGCUCUUUAUUUGUUUGAAAAGGAGACAUCGGCUCGGAAGUAUCCUCAGUGGCAGGAUGGGUCCACUAAGAGCAACUUUAUGAUUGCGCUCAACGACUACAAGUCUCUUAUCACCAACAAAUCUCUAUUCAAGAGACUUUCGGUUGCUUGCAUGGUCAUGACUUUCCAACAAUGGAAUGGUAUCAAUGCGAUCAACUACUAUGCGCCCUUCAUUUUCGAGGACAUGGGAUUCACCGGUAACUCCGAAAGUCUCCUUGCGACUGGAGUUGUAGGCGUUGUCGAAUUCCUUGCCACAAUCCCUGCAGUGUUAUUGGUCGACAAAAUCGGUCGUAAAAAGAUCCUCAUUACCGGUGCCAUUGGUAUGGCUGUCUGCCAUUUCAUUGUUGCGGGUAUUAUCGCAAGCUAUACCGGCAAUUGGGGCGACAACCGUGCCGCUGGUUGGGCGGCUGUGGUAUUUGUGUGGAUCUAUGUCAUUAACUUCGCCUACUCAUGGGGACCCUGUGCAUGGAUUGUCGUGUCUGAAGUCUUCCCUCUGAGUAUGCGUGCGAAGGGUGUGUCCGUUGGUGGAAGUUCCAACUGGCUUAACAACUUUGCUGUCGCUAUUUCAACCUCCAAGUUCAUUUCGAAGACUUCCUACGGAGCAUUUAUUUUCUUUGGUAUUGUGACCACGAUUGGUGCUCUUUAUGUGCAUUUCCUUGUUCCAGAGACCCGCGGUCGCACAUUGGAAGAGAUGGACGAAGUCUUUGGCGCGACGAGCUUUGCCGCAGAGGAUGAGAGUACGAGACUGCGCAUUGAGCAAGAAAUUGGGCUGUAUGCCCUUCUUGGCGAGGGAGAGCUCGUCGAGUCUGAGAAGGUAAAGACCGAGUUUGAACAUGCCGAGCCUGUCUCAGAACCUGUUUCUUGA